This is a messenger RNA of Ramularia collo-cygni, 624 nucleotides long. RefSeq names its product related to translocation protein. Lineage: Eukaryota; Fungi; Ascomycota; Dothideomycetes; Mycosphaerellales; Mycosphaerellaceae. Gene Ontology annotation, molecular function: protein binding. The transcript has a single exon. The record is from RefSeq and is a predicted model, not a curated record. The coding region runs from base 1 to 624 and encodes 207 amino acids.
AUGGCGAACAUGGACCCGGCAGAGACGUUCACGAUGCUUCCUCUGAGCAUCGAUGCAGCAACAAAAGCCAUAUCUACCUCCGAUCCAUCUCUUGAGGAGGACAUUGAAGAGCUGAAUCGCAUGCAUCGCGCGUUCAUUUCCUUGGAAUCGCCACAUCAAGUGCCCGCGCCACCUGCGCCCGUUCACCCAAAACGCAGCGUGCAAAUCACCAAACUCCGCGAAUCGGGCAAUGCAUCAUACAAAAAGGGCCAGCAUGGCGAAGCAUUGAAGAUGUAUGAUUUGGCUAUCAAGAUGGCAUUGGAGAGACCUGCAUGGGAAGCCAGUGGACUGGUGCGGGAGGAACUCAGCACAUUAUAUGGAAACCGCGCGCAGGCACUCAUGGGACAGCAAGCAUGGGCAGAGGCGGCAGUGGACGCAGAAACUGCGGUGGAGAUGAAAAAGGUCGGCAAUGUCAAGGCUUGGUGGCGGAGAGGACAGUGUCUGAAGGAAAUGGGAAGGUUUGAGGAGGCCGCCGAGUGGAUCAAGACUGGUCUGGAAUUUGAAAGAGCAGGACCCGAUAGGCAGGGCGUUGGCGAGAUGGAGACGCUGCAGAGGGAGUUGGCCAAGGCUCUAGGACAGGAGUGA